AUGGAAGUGCUUGCUUUUGGUCUUUCCUGGGCGCUGAACCAAACAAUUUCAUCACAGAACAUCCUCGGCCGCCUUGGCUUGGUAUCUUUAGUGCCCCAACGCGCAGCCUCGUGGGCACAUCUCUCCACACAAUUAUCACCUAACGCAUCCGUCGUUCUCCCUGACGGGCCACUUUUCCACAGUUAUACCAGCAGAUGGCGUGACUGGCACGCACCAGACAUAGGAGUUGUCGUCAACGUGUUCAGUGAAGACGACGUUCAAGCAACAAUUCGGUAUGCAAAUGAGCAGAGCCUCCCUUUUCUUGCUAGGUCUGGGGGCCACGGUGCCACUGAUUCCCUGAGUUUAGCCACAAAUGUGGUGUCCAUAGACCUUCGUGGUAUGAACCAGGUGAUCAUCGACGAGAGUGGCGAGACUGUGACGAUUGGAGGCGGAGCAAAUGUCAAGGAGGUUGUCAACACUUUGUGGGCAGCAGGGAAGCAAACAGUGACCGGAAUUUGCGAAUGCGUGGGUAUGUCUGCCCCAAUUCUGGGAGGCGGUCACGGAUGGCUUCAGGGCCAGUAUGGUCUGGCUUCGGAUCAAGUCAUGUCGGCCAAAGUUGUUCUUCCCGAUGGAGAAUUCGCCACAGCUUCUGAUGAUGAAAACUCUGAUCUAUUUUGGGCCUUGAGGGGCGCCGGGCACAACUUUGGUAUCGUCACUGAGUGGCAAUAUCGAAUCCACGAUAUCAAGAACACGGAGUGGUCUUACCAGAUAUUCAUCUACCUCGGCGAUAAGCUUGAGGAGGUCCUCGAUCUAACCAACCAGAUGAUGGAGACUCAGCCUCCGGAAGUCACGCACUGGAUGUAUUUCGUCAACAUCCCAGAGAUCGACCCCAAGCGACCAGUAAUUUGGUACGCCAUUAUUUACGACGGCCCCUUCGAAAAUUCCACAGAAUACGCGAAGCCGCUCUACGAUAUUUAUCACGUAAACGUCGAAGCCGGCCGAGCACCGAUGCCAGACUUGGCGGCUUUGACCUUUAUGAGCAGCGACAGCAUUGGGUGCGCCAAGGGCUAUACGGGCCUGAGAUAUCCCAUCGGUCUCAAAACGUACGAUCUGCCUGCUGUCCGGAGAGUCUUCGAUGACAUUGCCGACAUGUCGAACCGCAACCCAGAAUUCGCCGGGUCAUUCUUCCUCCUCGAGGGAUACUCAACUCACGGGGUCAAAGCUGUCGACGAAAAAGUCUCGGCUUUCCCGCAUCGAGAUGAUGAUAUCCUAGUCACGUCGUACAUCAUGUACAAGCCCAACGCAUCUCUCGAUGCACUUGCUCAGGAAUACGGUGAGAAAUUCAGAGGGCAUCUGCUAGAGGCAAGCCACGAGCCAGAGCGUUUGCGGGUGUAUGUGAAUUAUGCCCAUGGGAGUGAGUCACUCGAGGCCAUUUAUGGAUGGGAUGAAUGGAGGUUAGAAAGGUUGAGAGGGCUGAAGGCGAAAUGGGAUCCUCAGAAUCGGAUGAGAUUCUACAACCCUAUAGUCUGA
This is a messenger RNA of Colletotrichum orchidophilum, 1509 nucleotides long. RefSeq lists its product as uncharacterized. Lineage: Eukaryota; Fungi; Ascomycota; Sordariomycetes; Glomerellales; Glomerellaceae. The record is from RefSeq and is a predicted model, not a curated record. Gene Ontology annotation, molecular function: oxidoreductase activity; FAD binding. The transcript is spliced from 4 exons. The coding region runs from base 1 to 1509 and encodes 502 amino acids.